Messenger RNA from Panicum virgatum (switchgrass), 1142 nucleotides. RefSeq lists its product as uncharacterized. Bases 212 to 727 code for a protein of 171 amino acids. The transcript is spliced from 2 exons. NCBI's taxonomy places the organism in Eukaryota, Viridiplantae, Streptophyta, Magnoliopsida, Poales, Poaceae. The record is from RefSeq and is a predicted model, not a curated record.
AUACCCGUUGCCAUCUUUACCUCCGUGCACUCCACUGCCCCGCACGCCCCUGCCACAUGCCGGGCCUCGCCGUCCAGCGGUGGUUCCUCAGCUGAAGCGACCGGGUUCGCUUUGCGUUUCCUGCGCGGCACUGCGAGCCUGCGAUGCUGGCUCUGCGACGGGGCCGGUGGUGACUCGCUGAGACAGCUUGCGAUCCCGCGACCGCGGCGGGAUGGGCAGGGCGGGCAAGUGGCUCCGGAGCUUCCUGCCGGGCAGGAGGGGCAAGGCCGGGGCGGCGGACCCCGCGGACCUGGCGCUGGCGCUGCCGGGGACGGGGACGACCACGACCACGACGACGCCGGCGUCCACGCCGGGGGCCAAGGAGAAGAGGCGGUGGAGCUUCCGCCGCCCGGCGGCGGCGUCGCCCGCCAAGGACGCGCAGGGCGGCCGGCUCGCGCACUACAGGUCCCUGGAGCCGCGGGUGCUGGACCCAGACCAGCACGCCGUCGCCGUGGCCAUCGCCACGGCGGCCGCGGCCGAGGCGGCCAUGGCGGCCAAGCAUGCCACCGCGGCCAUCGUCAGGCUCUCAUCGUCCGCGCCGGGGUCCAAGCGCACCGUCAUCGGCAUCGACGAGGCCGCCGCCAUCAAGAUCCAGGCCGUCUUCAGGACUGUAACAUUGCAUAUUCAUUUGCUCAGGAUAUUUGGUCAAGAAAUUCAGAAAGUUCAGAUUGUUAACUCUGAAUGGUAGCCAACUCUGUGACCUGUUCAAGCAAUGUUGUGUUUGAUCUGAAAAUACUGCAAGUUCAGCACCACAUUGGAGAAUGCAUUUCUGAACAUUUCUGAAUGCAUUUUUUUAUCUCAUCUGGAGAAUGCAUUUGUGCUGAAACCAGACAGCAGGACUGCAGAAUAGAACACUUCAUUGCACUGUAGUUGGCAGAAUGGAACACUUCAUUUGUCUGAACAAUGUUGUCUAGUGUCUGGAAAGAAAAUUAAUAUAGCAAUCCUGUCUGCAAGAUGAACAAAUUUAGUGUAGGCUGCAGACUUGAGAUAAACAUCACACAGCUAUGACAUUCUGUUCUGCUGAUAUUGUAACUUAAGAACUUUGUUCUUUCCUCUCUUUUUUUUUUGUUUAAUGCAAAUGUGUUCCCUGGGUGGUUCAUUCA